Messenger RNA from Vicugna pacos (alpaca), 4702 nucleotides. NCBI's taxonomy places the organism in Eukaryota, Metazoa, Chordata, Mammalia, Artiodactyla, Camelidae. The record is from RefSeq and is a predicted model, not a curated record.
CCAAUGAGCCACCCAUGGAGUGGCGACGACACGAAUGUGGACGGAGCGGUCACAAAGAGGCCUCGGCGGGAGGAGACUCACAUCUGUGAGAAAUGCUGUGCCGAGUUCUUCAGUUUCUCGGAGUUCUUAGACCACAAGAAAAAUUGCACUAAAAAUCCACCUGUCCUCAUCAUGAACGACAGCGAGGGGCCGAUGCCUUCAGAAGACUUCUCCGGGGCUGUGCUGAGCCACCAGCCACACAGUCCCAGCAGGAAGGACGGUCACAGGGAGGAUGGUGGCAGCUCAGGGGACACGAAGGAGAAGCCGGGGGCAGAGCCAGUUGUGUACUUGAAGACGGAGGCCGCCCUGCCCCCCGCACCCCAGGACAUAAGCUAUUUACCCAAAGGCAAAGUGGCUAACACCAACGUCACUCUGCAGGCGCUGCGGGGCACCAAGGUGGCCGUGAACCAGCGGAGCGCAGACGUGCCGCCCGCCCCCCUGCCCGGCGCCAACAGCAUCCCCUGGGUGCUCGAGCAGAUCUUGUGCCUGCAGCAGCAGCAGCUCCAGCAGAUCCAGCUGACGGAGCAGAUCCGCGUUCAGGUGAACAUGUGGGCCUCCCACGCCCUCCACUCCGGCGUGGCGGGGGCCGACACCCUGAAGACGCUGGGCAGCCACGUGUCCCAGCAGGUUUCGGCGGCCGUGGCUUUGCUCAGCCAGAAAGCGGGAAGCCAAGGUCUGCCUCUGGACACCUUGAAACCAGCCAAGCUACCUCAUGCAAACAUCCCUUCCGCCGCCAGCUCUGUGUCCCCCGGGCUGACGCCCUUCGCCCUGAAGCCAGACGGGACCCGGGUGCUCCCCAACGUCCUGUCACGCCUCCCGGGUGCAUUGCUACCUCAGGCCCCAGGCUCUGUGCUCUUCCAGAGCCCCUUCUCCACGGUGGCGUUAGACCCGUCCAAGAAAGGGAAAGGGAAGCCACCGAGUGUGUCCCCGGUGGAUGUCAAACCCAAGGACGAGGUCCUCCACAAGCACAAGUGUAAGUACUGUAGCAAGGUUUUUGGGACUGAUAGCUCCUUGCAGAUCCACCUCCGCUCCCACACCGGAGAGAGACCCUUCGUGUGUUCUGUCUGUGGCCACCGGUUCACCACCAAGGGCAACCUCAAGGUGCACUUUCAUCGACAUCCCCAGGUGAAGGCAAACCCCCAGCUGUUUGCCGAGUUCCACGACAAAAUGGCGGCAGGCAAUGGCAUUCCCUAUGCACUCUCUGGUCCUGUCCCCAUAGAUGAAUCCAGCCUCUCUUUAGACAGCAAGCCUGUCCUUGUGACGGGGACCCCCAGUGUAGGGCUACCUCAGAACCUCUCUUCGGGAACUAACCCCAAGGACCUCAUGGGGGGCCCACUGCCCAAUGACCUGCAGCCUGGGCCUUCUCCAGAAAGUGAGGAUGGAUCCAUCCUAUCUGGGGUGGGGCCAAACCAUAACUCCCCGAGGGUUGGUGGCUUCCAAGGGAGUGGGACACCCGAGCCAGGGUCAGAGACUCUGAAAUUGCAGCAGCUGGUGGAGAACAUCGACAAGGCCACCACUGACCCCAACGAAUGUCUCAUUUGCCACCGUGUCUUAAGCUGCCAAAGCUCCCUCAAAAUGCAUUACCGCACCCACACUGGGGAGAGACCGUUCCAGUGUAAAAUCUGUGGUCGAGCUUUUUCCACCAAAGGCAACCUGAAGACGCACCUCGGGGUCCACCGAACCAACACGUCCACAAAGACACAGCAUUCGUGCCCCAUCUGCCAGAAGAAGUUUACCAAUGCAGUCAUGUUACAGCAGCAUAUCCGGAUGCACAUGGGCGGUCAGAUUCCCAACACACCUCUGCCGGAGAAUCCCUGUGACUUUACGGGUCCUGAGCCAAUGAUGGUCAGUGAAAACGGAGGCGCGAGUGCCGUCUGUCACGAUGAUGCUGUUGAAAGCAUCGAUGUAGAUGAAGUCUGUUGUCAGGAUGCCCCCAGUAGCUCCUCGAAGGUCCCCAUGCCUCUUCCCAGCAUCCACUCAGCAUCACCUACUCUGGGGUUGACCGUGAUGGCUUCCCUAGAUGCCCCGGGGAAGGCGGGUCCGGCUCCUCUCAUCCUGCAGCGGCAGAGCAGCCGAGAAAACGGUUCGGUGGAGAGUGAUGGCCUGACCAACGACUCCUCAUCCUCGGUGAUGGGAGACCAGGAGUAUCAGAGCCGAAGUCCAGACGUCCUGGAGACCGCGUCCUUCCAGGCAGUCUCCCCGGCCAAUAGCCAAGCAGAGAGCAGCAAGUCUAAGUCUCCUGAUGCUGGCGGCAAAGCAGACGGCUCCGAGAGCAGCCGCACUGAGAUGGAAGGUCGGAGCAGCAUUCCGUCGACAUUUAUCCGAGCCCAGCCAACCUAUGUGAAAGUUGAAGUUCCUGGUGCGUUUGUGGGUCCUGCAACCAUGUCCCCAGGUAUGACACCUCUGUUAGCGGCCCAGCCCCGCCGACAGGCCAAGCAGCAUGGCUGCACGCGGUGCGGGAAGAACUUCUCGUCCGCCAGUGCUCUUCAGAUCCACGAGCGGACGCACACUGGGGAGAAGCCGUUUGUGUGUAACAUAUGUGGGCGAGCUUUCACCACCAAGGGCAACUUAAAGGUCCAUUAUAUGACGCACGGGGCCAACAAUAGCUCGGCCCGCCGGGGGCGGAAGCUGGCCAUCGAGAACACCAUGGCUCUGUUAGGGACAGACGGGAAGAGGGUCCCCGAGAUGUUUCCCAAGGAAAUCCUGGCCCCUUCGGUGAACGUGGACCCUGUUGUGUGGAACCAGUACACCACCAUGCUCAACGGCGGCCUGGCCAUGAAGACCAACGAGAUCUCCGUGAUCCAGACCGGCGGCGUCUCUCCGCUCCCAGUGUCCCUGGGGGCCGGCUCCGUGGUGAGUAACACCGCGCUCUCCAAGAUGGGUGGCUCCCAGGCCGCCGUCAGUGCUGACGCGGAGAAGCCAGGAGCUGUGGACAGCGUUCCCAAACACCAGUUCCCUCACUUCCUGGAGGAAAACAAGAUCGCGGUCAGCUAAGCUAAAGGAGAACGCACGUCGAUGGAGAAAUGCAGACCAGUGACCUCUCUAGACCUGUCUGUACCUUUUCUGGUUUUUUGUUUUUUAAAGAACCCAUCUCCUCCUGUUUUGUUUUGUUUUUUUUUUAACUGAUGUGCAAAUAAUGUUUACAGUGGUGACCACAACCUCAGGCAAGUCCUACAAUCACGAUAUUGCUAUGCUGCUUUGCAAAAACAGAAACAAACAAAAAGAAAAAUCGAAAAAAAAAUUCAUACUAAAACAAAUACAGAGUAGUAUUUUUUUUUUAAUUUUGGAAAGAAGCGGGUCUUGCAAAGUAGUUUUGUUACUUGCGACAAACUAUACAUAAAACCUUUGUACAACCUAGAGUAACUAUUUCCAAAGACUGUCACCUGUUUCAAGUUGGAAACUGUUAAACCACCAUGAAAAAGACAACGGUUUAGCCUGUUUGGGGGGUGGGGCGGGUGGAGGGCACUGUAUACUUCGGUGACUGUAUGCGGGUAAAUGGACAAGGUCUGUUGUCUGAUUAGGGACCUGUUUUGUAUUCUCCCAACCCUGCACCCAACUUUUUUUUUUUUCCUUUUUUGAAUGUACUUUUUUUUUUUUUUUAAACCAAGGUUGUAGAAUUCCAAAAUGUUUUCAGCCUUGGAACCUUAAGUAGGAUGCUGUCAGGUGGACUUCUUUGAGUCCUUAGAGAGUCAACGUGUUGCUGCUUAUUUAAGUACAGUUCAGUUGGAGCCCCGAGUGCCAAUGUCCUCCCUGAGCUUUCCAGAUGCCUUCUUCUUCCUAAAAUCAGGAGAGGUGAACACCUGUGCGGGGGAAUCUCAGGUGACUUGAUCGAGUUCGCCAGUGCCUACUCUGUCAAAGAGCUGGGUGUUCAUUCUUGAAACAAACCCACGGAAGGGCGUGUUUUCUUAUUAUAUGCUAAUAACUUCUUAAGCUAAUUUUUACCAAAAUUUCUUUGAUUGCAACUCAUGCCAAGUAAUUAUGAAGUUUGUUUUUUUCCCCCUUCGGAGUAUUGAUUGCAUGAAGGCUACCAAGUUGGAGCAGGCAAGUCCUGGAUGUGAAAGCUUUAAUUUAUCUACCUCAUUUAUUUGUUAUUUUUGUAGCUAGAGUCUCUGUUUCCCUAUUUGAUGACCGCUGAAGUGUUCCUAGGCCCUGUCUUAAAACCUAAGAGUUGAUGUAUUGGUGGGAGCAGCUGGACAUUCAAGGUGUUUUUUGUGAUUUCUUUUUUUUUUCCUUAAUCCCCUUUUUGUAUCUGUCAGAUGGAGCAGACCACGGAGCGUUAGUCUUAACGAUUUAACGAGGAAGGAGAGAGGCCCACGUGUCUGGGUGGAGAAGUCUUUGCCCCUCUAUGUGGAAAAGUGGGUGGACUCCUAUCAAAAGUUUGUCUCUUGGUAAUUGCACCUGACUUUAGGAUCCAAAAAAGAAAUUUUUUUUUUUUUUUUGCCAAGUUGUGCCUUUCCUUCUGGAAUUGUAAGUGAACACAAUAAUAGUACCUGUUUACACUGUGAAGUGGAUAUUGUUACAGAAAACACACCAGAGGCUUUCUCACUUGUCAAGCUAAUAAUGCCUUGUGAAUGUAUGAUCUACGGAGAAACCCCUGUAGUUUUACCUGCUGAUGCUGUCUGUCUGUUGGAGAAUAAAUUUUGGAUGGUUCUUUUUUUCCCCA